AUGCGCCCAUUAGAGAGAAUAUGGUAUUUAUUCGGAGACGUCUCGCAUAAAUCGUCCAAAACUACUCCAAACUGGCAUAUAUCUCAAAAAAGAGUAAUAUAUUGGAAUUAUAAUUUGUCAAUUGGAAUACAGGACGUCCAAGUAGACAACUCAAAGACAAAAUCAAGGGGCUCCCGUUCAUACAGUAGCGAGAGUGAAGGUCAUCAGGGUCAAACACGGAAGAAGCAGCCGUCGGGUCAAGGUAGAAGUCAAUCAACCUCAACAAAACGGCGUAAAUUAACUUCAACGCAAGAAUCAAAUUCAGGACGUGGUUCUCAAACAGCACGCAGACGCACACGCAGUCAAGGGAGUGUAGACAACGAAUAUACUGCAGCGUUAGUGUCUGACUCACGUCGUGCAAGUCGUAUUUCAACCUCAAGUGGAGAAUUCAUCAUCCAGAAUCAAACUAAACCAAAAGGUCGAAAAACAAAGCCCACGGUUGUACCAAACGGAACUGGGCCAGUUUCGUCGUCAAACUCUAGCAUUAACUUCGAUUCUCAACAGGGACCUGCUAAAAGAACACGUAAAAGGAGUUUUUCAAGUACAAGUACAAAUUCAAGUACAGUUACAAGUACAGCUCCUAGUACAUUGACAUCAACUACAGGAGCUAGUACCACUGAUAGAAGCCCACAUUCUUUUAAAGCCACCACUAAUUUAGGAGCACUUUUAAAUGGUCUGUCGGAAUCAACUGCACCACAUACAACUCAUCAACUGAAUAAAGUUAAAUCUAAGAAACAGAAAUCAAAAAGCAAAGCAUCUAAUAGUAAAGCACAGACCUCAGUUUCAAAAAGAGCUGUAACUUUAAAUGAAUUAUUAUUGGAUGUAACACCUCCUUUAGAAACCCCUACAAACAAUAAGAAAAGCAAGAAAAGGUCAUUUUCUGGACCAAGUGAAUUACGAGCAUUAAGGUCAAACCCUAAAGCUACACUUAUACCAGGGUUGCCUUAUUAUAACACAAAUAAAUCUCAUCUACCCCAAACUGAGACUACUACGCCACCUUCCCUACAAGUGAAUAACACCAACUCGGCCCCAGAUUAUACACAAGGUAUUGGCAUUGGCUCAAUACCCACUCAACAAUUGCCUCCAAAGAAGAAACUCACAAGGAAACUGAAAGCAAGUAAUAGUGCUACAUUUCAGACGACUCAACCUGGUUCAAGUGACGGCACUGUCACAUUUCAUUUUAAUCAGCUGAGUCACCAAGCCACAUCAUCUUUGUUUAUAUACCCCAAGAAACGAGCUAAAUUUGAGCAAGAGUCUGAUCCUAGUCAAGGUCAGCCAGUCCCAAGCACUUCUAACCAGAGUUCAAGGUCGCAGAGUAAAGGUCGUAAGGUCAAGUCGCCAGAGCUUGAGAGCUUAAGGCGCAGCUCCAGACACAGAAAGACGGGAUCCUGCGCAAGUAGCAGCUCUAGGAGGUCGGCUAGUAGUAAGAGCAACUCCGCCCAGCCCAACCAAUCAGCUUACAGCAGUGCAUUCGCUGCGACUGCAUCAACAUUCUCUACAGCUAUGUCUGGUCAAGAUGGAGAAGGUUCAUCCAGUGGAGCAAGACCAGAAGGUAGUGGGGGACCCACAGAUGAAUCCACACAAGGUGCAAGUGCUGCAUCCAGUACGACUGGUGCAGCAGCAAUGUUGUUACCCACAGAAGCUGACGGAGAAAUGGACUCAGAUGUAGGAAGACUACAGGCUCUACUUGAGGCACGUGGUCUGCCAUCACAUCUUUUUGGGGCUCUUGGUCCCAGAAUGCAUCAGCUGCUUCACAGGUCCAUGAGCGGUGGUACAAUGAAUAAAGCCCAACAACUAUUGACUGGUAUACAAUCCACUGGAGACGAAGGCUCUCAGUUGACCUCAGUCAUAGAGAUGUGUCAACUACUCGUCAUGGGUAACGAGGACACUCUAGCUGGAUUCCCAAUAAAACAAGUAGUUCCGGCGUUGAUAUCCCUACUCCGCAUGGAGCAUAAUUUUGACAUGAUGAACCAUGCGUGUCGGGCACUGACAUAUAUGAUGGAAGCUUUGCCUAGGUCAUCUGCUGUUGUAGUGGAUGCGGUGCCAGUCUUUCUUGAAAAGCUUCAAGUCAUCCAGUGCAUGGAUGUUGCUGAACAAGCCCUCACAGCAUUAGAGAUGUUGUCACGGAGACACUGCAAAGCCAUCUUACAUGCAGGUGGUAUAGGAGCUUGUCUGAUGUUUCUUGAUUUCUUCUCCAUCAAUGCUCAACGUUGUGCACUGGCAAUCACAGCCAAUUGUUGCCAGAAUAUCAACCCAGACGAGUUCCACUAUGUUAGGGAAUCUCUCGCUUUACUCAGUGCUAGAGUCAAUACUUCAGACAAGAAGUCAGUUGAGAGUACUUGUUUGUGUUUCUCACGCCUGGUUGAGAAUUACCAACAUGAUGAGAGGAUCCUUAAAGAAAUAGCUGCACAUGGACUACUCAGUAACACACAACAACUGUUGGUUGUGACUCCCCCAUUGAUCCCCACGGGAACAUUUGUGAUGGUCAUUAGGAUGCUCGCUGUCAUGUGUGCCAACUGCUCCGAUCUGGCUGUUGUCCUACUCAAACAAAAUAUAGCAGACACACUGUGUUUCCUACUGGUGGGGACCUCAGAGCCAUCUACUGGGCUUAUAGAACUAGUGGCCCGAACUCCACAGGAGCUUUAUGAACUUGUCUGCUUGAUAGGUGAGUUGAUGCCCAAGCUUCCCACAGAUGGCAUCUUUGCAGUUGACUCCAUGCUGAGGCGCCACCCUACAGUUAACACAGAUGCUGUCAUUUGGCAAUGGAGGGAUGAUAGAGGACUCUGGCACCCAUAUACAACUAUUGAUAGCAGAAUAAUCGAGGCAGCCCACCAGGGAGGGGAAGAUGAAGCAUGUCUCUCUACUAUGGGAAGGACCUACACUAUAGACUUCCACUCCAUGCAACAAAUCAAUGAAGACAGUGGCACUGCACGUCCUGUACAGCGCAAACCUAACCCACUUGCAGCAAAAUCUGACUCAACUGCAUCGGUGACCAGGAGUGACUCGAGAGCGGAAGUAUUGGCAGAGAAGACUGAAUUGGCUUCCUCGUUUAUUCAGUCUCUGUUUGGUGUUCUAUAUGAAGUAUACAGCUCCUCUGCUGGUCCAUCGGUGAGGCAUAAAUGUCUUCAAGCUAUCUUGCGAAUGGUCUACUUUGCAAACCCAGAUCUCCUACAAAGUGUUCUCAAGCAACAUGCAGUAUCAAGUCAUAUUGCAUCUAUGAUGGCCUCCCAUGACCUUAAGGUUGUAGUUGGUGCCCUACAAAUGUCCUACAUCCUUAUGGGAAAGCUACCAGAUAUUUUCAGUGUAUUCUUCAGAAGAGAAGGUGUUAUGCAUCAGAUCAAACGUCUUAGUGAAGUUGAAAUAGCGGAUACUUCACCAAAGAAGGCAGUAGCAGGAGCAUCUAAAGAUGCAUCAAGUAGCAGUAGUAGUAGCCUAAAUCAGAGCUCACCGGAACGGUCCUCUUCGCAGACCAGUCUUGGGAGUGCAUCGUCGACAAGUCUCACGACACCAGCGCCACCUGGCGGGAGUGCUGAUUCAGGACGUAAUGCAAGCCCAAGUCAGAUGAGGUUGAGUGAUGUCCUAAAGAGGAAAAAAGCUCCCAAGAGAGUGUCAACACGCAAGACGAGUAAAGGUGCAACAGAGGCCCCUUCUGAUCUGCCCAAAUCAGGUGCUCCAUCCAAGUCAACCCCCGUUAGUCGCGGAAAAUCACUAGGUAAAGACUCAAGUAAAAGUAGUUCCAGUGCUAGUCCAAGGGCAUCCUUCCUGUCCAGUCUAAACCCUUCUAGGUGGGGAAGGUCGUCUACGUCAGAGAAACCACCUCCUAAACCGCAUCAUGAGACAUGUCUGGUGCGUAACAACAGUGGUCCUUUGUCUAACAACAAAGAGAAGGUUCGCUCCUGGAUCAAAGAUCAGGCUAUUAAGUUUGAGAAGGAACAUGGAGAUAGCAACAUAGAGAAACAAGGCUCCACUAACCCUGCAUUGGAUGUACUUAACAGACUUUCUGCUGCAACCACUAUGUUAGAAAAAGAGGAGAAUGAGUUGGAAGCCCUUGAAACAAUGGCCUCUAUACUAAAGAAGAGUGAUGUUUCCCCAUUUGAAGUAAUCCAUAGUAAUCUUGUACGGAAAUUACUGGCAUAUUUGACAGAGGACUGUAGUCAACGAGAGCUGAGAUUACGCAGAUUUCUACAUGUCUUCCUGAAUUGCCCUAGUCCAGAUACUGCUGCUGUGAUAGAAUUAGACAUGUCUGUACCACCCCACAUAGCACAACUAGUCAGUAAACUACUUGGAUGUGUUCACCAACUGGAACAGUUCCAAGUUAAAGUCCAUGAUCUGCCAGGAGGCACAGCAAGCACUGGACGAGGCUCUAAUGCUUUACGUUUCUUCAAUACUCACCAGCUUAAGUGCCAUUUACAACGUCACCCUGAGUGCAGAAAUCUACGGCAGUGGAGAGGUGGUCCAGUGAAAAUAGAUCCACUUGCUCUCACCCAAGCAAUAGAGAGGUACCUUGUUAUGAGGGGAUUCGGUCGCAUCAAAAACAAUAGCACAUCAGAUGCUGAUGAUAUAAGUGAUGAUGAUGACAACAGCGAUGAUGACAUUGAUGACACUAUGGCUGCAGUCUUUAUAACACAAGGCACAGCGAAACACAAAUUGCAGUUCCUCAUAGGAGAUCAUGUGAUACCCUACAAUAUGACAGUAUACCAGGCUGUUAAGCAAUACAGUACUUCGCAUGACACUGGCCAUGAGACUGACACAGACACAGAGAACCCAUUGGGUAAUGCAGACAUAUGGGUACAAUCUCACACAAUAUGGUACAAACCAGCACCAGAAGCAGAGAGAGAGCAGGCCAUGGGUGCAAGUCCUAAGAAAAGCAAAUCAGAGACAAAGACAAAAGCUGCGCCAAAAAGUAAAAAAGAUGAACUCUGGACAGAUGGUCUGUGUCCCCCUAUAGUUUCACCACUAGAGGGCUAUCUGGUGCCUGUGCUGCCCCCUACGUUCUGUGGCAAGGAUCCAUCUGUCGACGUGCUUGCAUUGCUACGUGUCAUCCAUGCUCUCAACAGACAUUGGGGUAGCCUUUAUCAGUGCUCAACAUACCAAGCUGUGCUCUCCAGUGUAGAAUAUGUCAGCAGUAAACUAGCAGCCAAAGCCAAUAGACAGCUUCAAGAUCCUCUCGUUAUCAUGACUGGUAACCUCCCUUCCUGGUUGGCUGAAGUAGCAAGAACCUGUCCAUUUCUGCUACCAUUUGACACAAGGCAGCUACUGUUCUAUGCAACAUCAUUUGACCGUGACCGUGCCAUGAUGCGUCUUCAGGAUGGCUCAGCAGAACCUGCCACAAACACAGAGGGCUCUGACCGUGUGGCUCCUCGCCUUGAUAGGAGGAAGAGGAUGGUAUCUCGUGAAGAUCUACUGAAACAAGCAGAAAAGGUCAUGGAAGACUUGGGUUCCUCCAAGGCUCUGUUGGAGAUUCAAUACGAGACAGAAGUAGGAACAGGUUUAGGUCCAACACUAGAAUUCUACGCUCUUGUCUCCCUAGAGCUACAACGUGCUGAUUUAGAGAUGUGGCGUGGUGAAAAGAUUCAGCUCAAGGACUCUAAAGGUAGCGAAGGGGUACUGUAUAUGCACUCUGCCCCUGGUCUCUUUCCCCAGCCAUUGGGAAGGAAUGCUAAAACAGCUCACGUCACCAAAGUUCGCAAUAAAUUCAAGUUUAUGGGAAAGUUUGUUGCCAAAUCCCUCAUGGACUCGAGAAUGAUUGAUAUCCCACUUAGUCAAGCCUUCUACAAGUGGCUGCUAGGACAAGAGUCCAUGCUUUGUUCCCGUGACUUACAAUAUGUAGACCCCGUACUUGCCAAAUCUUUCUACCAAUUAGAAGAAGUGGUACGACAGAAAAAGUUCAUAGAAAGCGAUAAGUCACAUACUGAAGUAAGCAGAGAGUUAGCAAUGCAGAAUCUUACAGUAGAUGGGUGUAGCGUGGAUGAUCUCGCUUUAGACUUCACACUGUCGGUGGGAAGCACUAACUUAGAGCUGAAGAAAGGAGGCAGAGAUAUAGCAGUAACUUUAGACAAUCUGGAGGAGUAUCUACGGUUGGUUGUGCAUUGGACAUUAGUAGAAGGGGUCUCCAAGCAGUUUGAGUCCUUCCUAGAAGGCUUUGAGUGUAUCUUCCCUGUGAAACACCUUUUGAGUUUCUAUCCAGAGGAGCUAGAGCAGCUUUUCUGUGGCUCAAAAGAAGAGAAAUGGGACAUUAAAAUGCUUAUGGAGUCAUGUCGGCCGGACCAUGGCUUCAAUCAUGACAGUCAAGCUGUCAAAUUCCUCUAUGAGAUAUUGACGGAAAUGACACCAGAGGAACAGCGGGGAUUUUUGCAGUUUGUAACUGGGUCGCCUCGGUUACCAGUUGGAGGAUUCAAGAGUCUUACACCCCCGCUGACUAUAGUAAGGAAACCCGUGGAAGGAAACGAGAAUGCUGAUGACUUCUUACCUUCAGUUAUGACAUGUGUCAACUACCUAAAACUCCCGGACUACUCAUCUAAAGAUGUAAUGAAAGAAAAACUGACUUUAGCAUGGAAAGAAGGGCAGUUGUCCUUUCAUCUGUCAUAG
This is a messenger RNA of Owenia fusiformis, 6627 nucleotides long. The record is from the annotation of a GenBank genome assembly. NCBI's taxonomy places the organism in Eukaryota, Metazoa, Annelida, Polychaeta, Sabellida, Oweniidae.